Molecule: messenger RNA, 1188 nt
Organism: Raphanus sativus (radish)
Lineage: Eukaryota; Viridiplantae; Streptophyta; Magnoliopsida; Brassicales; Brassicaceae
Product: cytosolic sulfotransferase 5-like
Exons: 3
Coding region: 235-1161 (308 amino acids)
Biological process (GO): sulfation
Cellular component (GO): cytoplasm
Molecular function (GO): sulfotransferase activity
Source: RefSeq, a predicted model, not a curated record
ACCACUGUUACGGAUUUCAAAAUAAAAUAAUAAAAACUUAGCUACACCUGUCACGACAUCUUGUUGAUAUUGAGACGUUCGCUGACUGAAUCCAUAAUUAGAUUUCGUCUUUAUUACCAGUAAUAUCUUUUUUUCUGGCUUAAUUUCUUCUCCUAUAUCUAUUACGACUUCGUUUGAAACUUAAACAUAUCCUUUUGUAACGAGUAACAAGAAGUCAAGAACCAAGAAACACAAAUGGAUCCGAAGGAGCUUCCGUCGAACCUUAGAGACGACAAGAUAAGUGAAGAAACCAAGAAGGUGAUCUCUUCGCUUCCUUCACACACAGAUUACCAAGGAGGAGCAAUUUGUAAAUAUCAAGGAUGUUGGUAUUAUUACAACACCCUCCAAGGUGUUCUCAAUUUCCAGAGAGGUUUUCAACCGCUAAAGGCCCUCACAGUCGCUCUGCUUGAGAGAUCAAAGAACCACUCUUCUGAUCAUCCUCUUCUAUAUCAUAAUCCUCAUGGCAUUAUACCAUUCUUGGAGAUCGAUCUGUACCACGAAAGCUCGAGUCCUAACCUAGCCAAGUUCUCAGCACCUCCGAGGCUGUUCUCGACUCACAUGCCACUGCACACGAUCCACGAAGCCCUCAAGCACUCUCCUUGCAAGAUUGUGUACGUGUGCAGGAACGUGAAGGACACGUUGAUCUCGUGUUGGUUUUACAGCUGUGCUAUAUAUAAAAUCGAACCAACCAGAAGCGUUCUCGAGUCUAUGUUUAACGAGUUCUGCGAUGGAACCAACUAUUUUGGACCUUUUUGGGAUCAUCUCUUGAGUUACUGGAGAGGAAGCUUGGAAGACCCAAAGCAUGUCCUUUUCAUGAGGUAUGAGGAAAUGAAAGCCGAGCCUCGUGAUCAGAUCAAGAGACUUGCGGACUUCUUGGGUUGUCCUUUUACCAAGCAAGAAGAAGAUAGUGGAUCUGUGGACGAGAUCUUGGACCUCUGCUCUCUGCGUAAUCUGAGCAGUUUGGAGGCUAACAAAACAGGGACAAUAAACAAUGUGGAGCACAAGUUUUUUUUCCGUAAAGGAGAAGUCGGUGACUCGAAAAAUUAUCUUACGCCUGAAAUGGAGAACAAGAUAGACAUGAUCAUCCAAGAAAAACUUCAAGGUUCUGGUUUGAAUUUUUAGAGUUUUAUUAUUAUGGUUUGUGUGUUU